Molecule: messenger RNA, 1374 nt
Organism: Botrytis deweyae
Lineage: Eukaryota; Fungi; Ascomycota; Leotiomycetes; Helotiales; Sclerotiniaceae
Exons: 1
Coding region: 1-1374 (457 amino acids)
Source: RefSeq, a predicted model, not a curated record
AUGAACCAAUCAUCCCAGAAGAAAGUUCCUCGGGUACAAGCUGCUCCCGACACAUCAGCUACAAAGGUAGCCAUGCCCAGGACUUCCUCAGACCCUCGCACUUAUACCGAAAAAGAGGUGCAUGGCUUCGUAGGUAAUGUGUUAGAUAUGGCAGUACAGCUUCUGGCAGGGGAGAGAAAGAGAGAGGGACCGAGAGAAGCUUCUGAAAACAACUCGGGAAGCGACCCGGGAAGCGAGACAGUAAUUAAUAGUCUUCAGAGUGGCCCGGCCCCGGCCCGCAAAAAGAGAGCGCUCGAUACCGACGAGGAAAUAAUUUGCAACACCCCAGCCAUCACUGCGGAAUCUCCUCGGCCAACGAUCAACCAACGUCUUCCUUCUAAUACUGCACCCCGGAAAAAGACAGGCAGUCGCCAAAACACGCGGGUUAAGUCACAAGACUUGUGUGCGGCUCGAAGACUGCAACGAGAAACCCCCUUAGCGACUUGGAUAGAACAGAAUACUACCACACAUGGUAAAGUUCGAGAUUGGCACACUAGGCCUAUUCUCUUUAACCCAAGUGUUCCGUCUCCACGAGAUAACAAACUCCCGACCCGUCGGUUCUAUGGGGACCUUGCGUGCGCUGUAAUGAGUACCGAGUACAUAUCCUCUAAGAUGAUGCGCCAUCUCAAGGCUCCCGCUGACUACGACUCGCACGGAAAAUUACUCUCCACGCGAGUUUCCGUUGGGUUACCGGCGAUGAAUGCGGCGGGCCAAAUACUCUUGGUUGACGGAAAACCAAUGCUUGGCUUCCUACGAGAUAUAGCUGAGCAAUUUCCUCGUUACGAUAAGAUCGAGGUUACAGCAAAGGCUGCCGUCUGUGGAAAAGAUGCCGCUUGGUACGAACAAAAAUUCCGGGAUACAAAUGCUAGGCACUUGUCGCGCUCCAGCACUGGCAAUCAGAAUGGAUCCGAAGCCGUCAAACCAACUCAUAUUUUUCCUCUCUUCCUCCUUCGUCCAGGACUCGAACCACAUACUGAAUCAGCUGAUAAGUUUCCUCCAUCCCCACCUAGAAACACCAUACAUACCACAGCAUUCCCUGGUUUCCCUUUCUCUUUACCUCGUGCUCCAAGAAGUCAGACACUACCCCAGUCAGCUUCUGUCCACGGUCCCACGAUACGACAAAGUGUACCAAAAUUGUCCUUCCCAGAAGACGCUUCAAGAACUUGGUCGAGUGACAACCGAGUUUGUUCCACCUUAGUAGCACGCGGGCCACUAGAGCGACUUGGUCAAGAUGACUAUAUGCUGAAGACAACCGAAAACAACCGAUUCACAAGUCCCGCCAUGUCUCCAAAUGGUGACAUCGAAGCCGAAAAUCUGGUCCGAGAAGAUCUCUAG